GUUUGCGUCAGACCCACCAUGACACCCACGGAAUUCACAAGUUUUGUCCCUAACCUGUCUGACGAGUACGGCUACGACUCCUCAUCUUCCAUAGACGACUACGUGAACUUCAACUUCACGGACUUCUUCUGCAAGAAAAGCAACGUCAGGCAGUUUGCGAGCCACUUCCUCCCGCCGCUGUACUGGCUGGUGUUCAUUGUGGGCACCGUGGGCAACAGCCUGGUCGUCCUCGUCUACUGGUACUGCACUCGAGUGAAGACCAUGACCGACACGUUCCUGCUGAACCUGGCGAUCGCUGACCUCCUCUUCCUCUUCACUCUUCCCUUCUGGGCCAUCGCCUCUGCUGACCAGUGGAAAUUCCAGACCUUCAUGUGCAAGGUGGUGAACAGCAUGUACAAGAUGAACUUCUACAGCUGUGUGCUGCUAAUCAUGUGUAUCAGCGUGGACAGGUACAUCGCCGUCGCCCAGGCCAUGAAGGCGCAGACCUGGAGGCAGAAAAGGCUUCUGUACAGCAAAAUGGUUUGUGUGACUGUCUGGCUCGUGGCGGCCAUGCUCUGCAUCCCGGAAAUCCUGUACAGCCAAACCAAGGAGGAAUCUGAUGUUACCGUCUGCACCAUGGUUUACCCUCAUGACGAGAGCACCAAACUGAAGUCGACUGUCUUGACCCUGAAGGUGAUCCUGGGCUUCUUCCUUCCCUUUGUGGUCAUGGCUUGCUGCUACACCAUCAUCAUUCACACUCUCACCCAAGCCAAGAAGUCGUCCAAGCACAAGGCCCUCAGGGUGACCAUCACUGUCCUUACUGUCUUCGUCCUGUCUCAGUUCCCCUACAACUGCGUUCUGUUGGUGCAGACCGUCGAUGCCUAUGUCACGUUCGUCUCCAACUGUGCCAUUUCCACCAACAUUGACAUCUGCCUCCAGGUCACUCAAACCAUUGCCUUUUUCCACAGUUGCCUGAACCCUGUUCUCUACGUCUUUGUGGGGGAGCGAUUCCGCCGGGAUCUGGUGAAAACCCUGAAGAACCUGGGUUGCAUCAGCCAGGCUCAGUGGGUCUCCUUCACAAGGAGAGAGGGGAGCUUGAAGCUGUCAUCUAUGCUGGAGACAACCUCGGGAGCUCUCUCCCUCUGAGGGAUCUUCUCUCUGAGAUGGAUGGUCCUUUCGGAAGUAACAAGAAAGACAGACAGAGUUUCCCAACCAAUGGGACCGAAGGGAAAACAAAGAAAGAAAAGGAAGAGAGGAAGAGAAAAAGAAAAACUCAGAAAGGAAUGAAUUUAAACAUCACUUUGAGUCAGAAUUUGCCAAGCCAGAGUUUUCAAACUGACGGGCUAAGCCAGGAGGUUGUUGGCUGGCCCUGCAAUGCCUGGAAUUUUCAGAGGACUAAUGGCAGACCACCCUAGUGCCACCUGCCCGGGCAUCAAUGCAGCUGACCUCUGGAGGAGGAGUCUCAGCUUCUCAGUGCAUUGCGAAUUGCUGUGGUUUCAGUUCUGUGCCACCCCUUCCAAAAGGAAAUACAGAAGCAUUAGCCACUCUAUAUAGUCCACAAAAGGACAAGGUUUCAUGAAAACUUCCAUCUCUGGGGGAUUUCUAUCCUGGUUUGGAGGCGGAUACGCAUGCCAGGUCUUAUAGGUUCUUGACCUAGAAUCUUUCCAAACAACCUCAGAUCUAAUUCCCCUUUGGUCUCCUUGAUACUUUCUGGGCCAGGAAGGAUCCUUGUUCCUGUUUUGAGACUCUCUGCAGGACUUAGUCAGUGAGCCCCUGCACAAGAGACCAUAUCAGCAGUCAUCCGGAUCCUGGUGGUUUCCAACCCGUUUUGGUGUCCUGUGACUCCACGUUUGGCUGCCGGGUUGCCCUGGGCAAGGAUUCAGAUUGUCUGCUGGUGUCGUGGAGGUGAUCCUCUCAGCCGGCGCAGGGACACCGAGAACCCAACCUGGAGGAACCAGCCCUGGAGCCCUGACACUGGGGUGGGCUCCCUCUGCCGAGCGGCUUUUGUGAUGAUCCAUUUUGCUACCUAUAAAAUGGGUUGGUCCUAUUGACCCUCUUAUUUCUGGGGCUGCUGGAAGGAUACUUGCCUCCAUGCUUCUCCUUUCUUACUGUACAGUGUUAGCAUGUUUAAAAGCUUUCAACGUAGAGAUUAGGCUGAAAAGAAGUAAUAGAAUUCUUUUGUUUUGUUUUGUGUCUUUCUUUUAGCUACUUGGCAAAUUCAUCACAUUUGAAAAUACUUCUUAUUAGAAAAGUGCUUUUUAAUGUACAUUUAAAAAUAUCUAUUACCGGCCACUUUCUUCCCCCUCUCUAUUUUAAAUAUGUAUACAAUUACAGAUCAAAUAGCCAUAUGAAGAGUAAGAGACUGGGAGAAGGAAAUAAACUUGCCAAAAUACCUUGAAAGCAUCUUGGCUGACCAGUUUUUACCUCUCCUUUGGUCAAAGUGACUUCCAAGUUUUCCCAGUUAGCCCAGUGGAAUUUCCACGGAGGACUAUUAGAGCAGCACCGUAAACCAGCAGCUCUAGAGAAAGCAUCUGCUUUUCCCAGUGUGCUGUGAAUGACUAUAUUUUCACAUCCCAGGCUUUCCCUUCCAAAGGAGACACAAAAGCAUUGGACUACGCCACAUUCUCCUCCUUCUGCCGCCCACUUCCGAACUAUGUGUUAGUGAGACAGGGAGCAGAAAAUGGGCAGCAUGACAGAGAGCAAGAGGAUGAUGCAAAGGCCUCACUACCCCAUCCCGGGACUGGGCAGUUGGUGGCAAAUAAGCAUCAGCCUGGGACCAGCAUGUCAACAUGGGCUCCAGUACCACAAGCACCGCCUACUACAGUCAAGGGGAGCAUGUCUUCGUCAAGGUCAGAAAAUGGACAGAGCCGUCCGUAUGGCCACCAGAAGACACAGAUAGCGUUUGGGGAACUUGGAAGGAUGAGUAAUAGGCAUGAGCCAAACCUACAAACACUGUACAGUUAGGUGGAAAAACCACCACUGACUUUGGCUUUUCCAUUCUAUGCCCUCUUGAUACUGUGGUUCUAGUACCAUGUGUCAUGGGGGGCCCAGUGGAGAUGAGGCUGGGGGGAGGGAUGGAAAGAGGAAGCUGAGCCAUGAUUGUGUCUGUAGCGUCUACUCGCAGUCUAGAGUUACUUAAGUAACACGAUGAUGGAAUCUUAGUGGGAAUUUAGAGGUAAAUACGACUUAGGCCAAUGUACGUUAGUUGGAAAAAAGGGCCAGGAGCUCCACCUUUCCCCCUCUGAUUUUUAAGAAAGGAGACGUGGGACCAUCACAAGAACUACCGACCAUGCAUUGCACCCUGAUGCACGUGACCAUGUGUAGUUUCAAGGGCUUCCUUUAGACCCGACUGUCAGUGUUGGCCUGUCCCAGCCCCAACACGGUUUCGAUGCCGGGUGAAAGGCAUGCUGUAACUGUAUCAUAUUUUAAAGAUUUUAGGCAUCCUUUGUUGGCAAAUUGUCUUCGGUUUUAAGUGAGUGCAUAAAUAGGACCAUUUUACAUUCAAAGCAAAGUAGGUUUCAGUAACAUAUUGAGCUAAAAAUGUUGGAAGAGUCAAUAUGGGGAAAUCCAUGAGGAAGUUGGGAGCCAUUCAACAUUUCUAGAGCAGAUAUACACUGUGUGAGUACUUUUUGAAAUAAAGAUAAAAGGGGAUAUUAAAUAUAAUUACAUUUUACUAGAACUCUAUAAAUCAGAAAAAUGAAGAAACUGAAUGAAAUUCGAUGUGUUUUCAUUAUCAAAAAGGAAACUGGCUUUUUUUUUUAACCAAAAAAAUUUUCACUAAUUUUAAGUCAACACAUCACAACAUGCAUAUUCAAGUGGGGAUUGCUGUUUUCAAGUAGUCAGCUUGGAUGGCUAGAAAUUUGGUCUUUUGCAAUUGCCUCUCAGGCCUACAGAAUACUCAUUCAUUCAUUCAUUCAUUCAUUCAUUCAGCAAACAUUUGUACCAUGAACGUUUCUAUUCACCGAGGUUACAAUUGUCCUUUCUGUCAAGGUGCUUACAUUCUAGCAAAGAGGAAAAGCCAAGUGCCACGUGGACCCAGACAUCGGCGGGAGAGAUGCAAGGUUCUGUCAGGCGAUCCCCCUUGGCUGAGAAUCAUGAGGCUGGUGUCCUUGUGGCUUAUCAAGUGGUUUGUAGACUGUUCCAAGGACAAGCCACUCACGUGGCAGCCUCUUUGGGGAAGCUCUUGGACAAGUAGCUUUGCGUGUGUUCCUGAUCUGGUGUACGUGCCAAACACACUCACCCCCCACACAAUGCCUUGUAUAUGGUAGACACAAUAUGUUGAACUAAUAAAUUUGUUAAAAUCUAAAGUUAGUCAUUUCUCAAGUUUGUACUUCGCGUAUCAGAAGUCAGCUGCAAGAAAACUUUGAAAAAUGAAGACUGACAAUCUUAAGCAGUGGGACAUCAUGUCCUUCGGGUAGUAAUGCCACCCUGUUACCUAUAGGCAGCCUGAGAGGAGCUGGUUGUCCAGCAGAACUGGACAUCAGUGUCUUCCGUGGCCUGGUGAGUGGCUCAGACUGCUGCCUGCCGACUCUGGAGAGAGGUUUGUGGUUAUAAUUUCUCCCACUUGCCCAUAGUAGUUGUUACAAAUAGUCCUGCACGAGGAAGCCACCAGCCCCAGUGAGCGCCUUCCAUGGUGAUCUGGUCGCCCUUCCCUGGAGGCCGUUGCCAUCACAGUGUGGUGGUUACACAUGGUGUUUCCAUGAUGGGCUGACAGCGAAGGCUU
This is a messenger RNA of Rhinolophus ferrumequinum (greater horseshoe bat), 4702 nucleotides long. It is a transcript of the gene CCR9, whose product is annotated as C-C motif chemokine receptor 9. The transcript is spliced from 2 exons. Bases 19 to 1125 code for a protein of 368 amino acids. Gene Ontology annotation, molecular function: C-C chemokine receptor activity. Gene Ontology annotation, biological process: G protein-coupled receptor signaling pathway; chemotaxis; immune response. The record is from RefSeq and is a predicted model, not a curated record. Lineage: Eukaryota; Metazoa; Chordata; Mammalia; Chiroptera; Rhinolophidae. Gene Ontology annotation, cellular component: membrane.